Messenger RNA from Rotaria sp. Silwood2, 3009 nucleotides. Lineage: Eukaryota; Metazoa; Rotifera; Eurotatoria; Philodinida; Philodinidae. The record is from the annotation of a GenBank genome assembly.
AUGGCUCGCCAUACACCUUUACCUCGUUUUCGACUCGAUACAAAUCCUAUUACUGAACAAUGUGUUAAUAGUGUACGUUCUACACCGGCAUCACCUAAUAUGUCUCACCAACAAUUACCAUUACAAACACAACGUUCUCAAGUUCGUUUUCGCCGAUCAGCUUGUUCUGAUUUACAAUGUACAACUAUACCAGAAGAAUGUAUAUAUAAUGGAAAUCGUCGUCGAGCAAGUUUAUUUAUUGGUCGACCAUCAAAAGAAACAAUUGAUGUUCCAACGGUAUCUUCAUAUGAUCAAGAACCAACUGAAUGUGACUAUGCACAAUUAUGUCGACAACGAUGUCAAUCACUCUAUGGAUCAUUAGCUAAUUCUACGGAUACAUCAACACCAGUAACUCCAUUAAUUUUAACAGGAAACUCAUUUACAGUGAGCGAUGAUGAUGAUGAUGAUGAUGAUGAUAAUGACGAUGAUGAACAAGACGAAGAUGAAGAUGAUCAAUGUUUUGAAACACCAUCAACAAAUAAUUUUCGUUAUUCAUUACCUGAGACAUUACCUAUUGGAUUAGGAAUACGUAAUUUUCUUAAACGUAAUAGAACAACAAAUUAUUAUCAUCAUCAUCAUCAUCGAUUCGGUUUACCAUCACAUUCAUCUAAUUCAUUAUGUUCAUCAACAUCAUCUUCUUCAUCCAUUUUGACAAAUUCUUCUUCACCAUUAUCAACAUUCCGUAAUUUUCUUUCUCUAGUUAAACUACCAUCAUCAUCAUCAUCAACAAAAUCAAUAAACUCAACAUCAUCAUCAAUAUCAACAACACCACAUCAUUCGAGUUUAACUACAUUAACUAGUGCGUCUGGUGGAUCAUCAACAACACUUGAUCAAACAACAUCAUUCAUUUCAUCACUGAAAAAACGUCCUACAACUAUUAUCGAUACUCAAUACCGAUGGCACUUUGAGACUGACAAAUCACAAUGGUGUUCAUCUGAUGGUACAAGUAUAAUUAUUCUUGGUUCGAUUGAAUUACAUAAUUUAACAUAUGCUGAACAUAAACAAUUGAAACGUCUUAUUCUUCAACGAUUGCAAUCAUCGCAAUAUGAUCUUGGCAUGCCAAUACAUGUGCCGAAAGAAGAAUCAGUUAGAAAACGUAAACAUCAUUUUAUGUUUCGUAGUAAAUCAAGUGACAAAUCAAAAGAAGCAAGAGACGCUAAAUCAAAUGGAAAUGUGUUUGGUGUUGCUCUAGCUCAAUGUGUAAUUGAUGAUGAUUGUCGUUUUCAAGAUGAAACAACUCCAGUAUCACAAUCUGUUAUGACUUCAGCUAGUGGAACUAAUCGAAAAGAUAGUACUGAUAUGGUUAUAAUAACAACCAAUGGAAAACGAACAAGUCCUUCCGGGAGUAUUUCAUCAACAAAUGAUAGUGGAUAUUCAAUUUCUCCUGCAAGUCCAAGUAGUUUACAUAUAUCAGAUUGUGAUUAUGAACAAACAAAACUUCGAUCAAUAUCACUUGAAGCAUUAGCUGGAAAUGAACCAGGUGCUAAUAUCAAUAGAUGUAAUACAUUACGAUGUUAUCCAGCUAAAGUACCUGAAUUAAUACAAAAUUGUUGUGAUUAUUUAGAAAAAAAUGCAUUACAAACUGUUGGCCUAUUUCGAGUUGGUGUAUCGAAAAAACGUUUGAAAGAACUCAAAGAUCAAGUUAAUUUAAAUCGUAGUUUAACAUUUGAUUUAUCAACAAAUGCACAUGAUAUAGCUGGUUUAAUUAAAGAAUUUUUACGUGAAUUACCUGAACCAUUAUUAACACGUGAUUUAUGUGCGCCAUUUCUUAAUGUUCCAUCAAGACUUAAUCCAAAAGAUCAAUCUCGUGCUCUUUCAUAUCUUAUUGGUUUAUUACCAUCAUCAAAUCGAGAUACAUUAUAUACAUUAUUAAAAUUUCUUCAUCAUGUUUCUUUAAAUUCUCAAGAUCGUUAUACAACUGAUGGAAAACUGCUUGUACUUGGUAAUAAAAUGGAUACAGCAAAUUUAGCUAUUGUUUUUGCACCAACAAUACUUAUGGAUGGCAAAGCACCGGUGAUAUCAAGUAAAGAUAUGAGUGUAGCUAUGAGUGCUGAUCAAAUGGAACAAGGAAAAACAGUUUUAAAAAUGAUGAUUGAACAGUAUAAAGAACUAUUUAUGAUACCUAAAGAUUUACAUAAUCAAAUAUGUCUUGCAUUAAAUGAAUCAGAUAAUACACAAUUGAUGAGAGCAUUAGCAUUUAAAGUACAAAAAGGUUGUGGAAUAACUUCUAUGCAAUUAGAUGAAUCUAAUGAACAUAUAUUAAUGUCACUUGAUUUGACACCACUUUUAUGUGAAACACCAAAUGCAACAAGUAGUAUUUUUUCAUCAAUCAUUCCUCAAACAAAUCGAUCUAAUCAACAACAACAAACACUUCGUCGAUAUAAUCAUCGACGUAAUUCAGAUUUUCCAUGUACAUCAACACAUGCAUCACGUUCAUCAGAAUUUCUUCAAGUACCUAUGUCAUCAUCACAACACCGUCUUACAAAUCAAACUCAACAAUCAUCAUCAAAAUUACCACGUGUACGUGAUAUACGUGAAGCAAGUAUGGAUCAAAUUAUAUUUCGUGUUAUUGAACCAUUUACAUCCAUAUCUAAUCAAGAACCACAACAACAACAAUAUUUAAAACAUCCAACUGAACCUAUUAUAAAUAUAAGUUCUUUUGAUGAUGUUAUAACUUCAUCUAUAAUGCGACCGAAUUCAUUGGAUAUUAAAGAAUCUCCACCAUCACCACCACCAUCACCUAUUUUACGAACUUCUGCAAUAUCUUCAACGGCAGCAACAAUAUCAGACAAUUCAUUUUUACGAGAAAUAAAACCAUAUUCACGUUCAAAAACAGCUCCACUUUCAUCUUCGUCCGGUGCACAACACUUUUUAAGUGUUAAACGUCGAGAAGCACGUGAUCUAUGUGGUUCGAGUUCGAACGAUGAGUCACCAUCGCCGACUAGUGGUCAUCAUAGUACUCUUGUCUAA